ACUUUCCUCUUCCUUUCUCUCUCUUCCCUUUAUUUUGCUUCGCUAUCUCUUACUGUCCAUUUGAGUACACGAAGUAAAGCUUUGUCUCCCUGUUUCUCUCUCUAUAACAUACAGAUUCUUGCACUGUUAUACAGAUUUUUGGGAGUUUUUGUGCUUACACUGUGUGUAAAAUGCGAGAUGAAGUGAAAUGAGCAGCUGGGGGUUGAGUGUAAAAAGCCACCUUCAACGGUUAUGAAUCCUACGGUUGCAGACCCGACAGCGCCGCCGCCGCAGCCGCCACAGCCACCGCGUUCCUCCUUCAGUUGCGACCGCCAUCCAGAUGAGCAAUUUACUGGGUUUUGCCCUUCCUGCCUUUGCGAACGGCUCACCACCUUAGAUAAAUCCUCCUCCAAUACGCCAUCAUCCUCUCGACGCCCCUCUUCCGCCACCGCCGCCGCCAUUAAAUCUUUGUUUACGUCUUCAUCGUCCAACAAACCGCCGCCAGUACCUAAAACUGCUAGCUCCAAAUCCACCUCAUUUUUUCCCGAACUUCGGCGAACGAAAUCUUUUUCCGCCUCCAAAAAUGAAGCUUUAGGCCUCUUUUUUGAGCCCCAGAGAAAAUCUUGUGACGUGAGGGUGCGUAACACUCUCGGGUCACUCUUUACUAUUGACGACGUUAAUAAAACCGCUAAUAAAGCCUCUUCUUCUUCCCAAAACCACUCACAAUAUUCUCAGAGCAGCAAGCAAUGCGAGUCUUUUGUUGCCAAUAAACCCGUUCCCGAGGAGCACGAAAAUGGUGAUGAUGAGGAGUUUAUAGAACCUGAAAAAAUAGAAGAUUUUGCUUCUGCUGGUGAGGACAAUGACGAUGACGAUGGUGAUGAAAUUGUUCCAGUUCGGGAUACCCAUUUGGAGAAUCUUGGAGUCUCCCAUGAAAUAGAGGCGAAUAAUUCUGAAAUUAUAGAAGAAGUUCUGAGUGUUAACAAUUUGAAGCCAAUGAAGGAUCAUAUAGAUCUUGACACCCAGGACAAGAAGGGUUCUGGAGGGGGAUUUUGGGCUGCGGCCUCAGUUUUUAGUAAGAAAUGGCAAAACUGGAGGCGCAAGCAGAAGAUGAAGAAGCAGAGUGAUGGGGAAAACUCGGGCAAAUUGCCUGUGCAGAAACCAAUUUCCAGGCGUUACAGAGAAACUCAAUCUGAGAUUGCUGAUUACGGGUUUGGGAGAAGGUCUUGUGAUACCGAUCCGAGGUUUUCGCUUGAUGCUGGAACUGGGAGAAUGAGCUUUGAUGAUCCCAGGUACUCUUUUGAAGAACCUCGGGCAUCAUGGGAUGGGUACUUGAUCGGGAGGAGUUUUCCGAGGAUGCCACCAAUGGUUUCUGUAAUGGAGGAUGCUCCGGCUGUCCAUGGAUCGCGGUCUGAUAUGCAGAUUCCGGUAGAGGAGCCAACAAUGAUGACUGUGAAUGGUGUUAAUAAGGAUGAGGGUGUGCCUGGAGGAUCGGCACAGACUCGGGAAUACUAUACAGAUUCUUCCUCGAGGAGGAGGAAGAGUCUUGAUAGGUCUAGUUCCAUUAGGAAGACUGCGGCUGCUGUGGUGGCGGAGAUUGAUGAGUUGAAGGCAGUUUCUAAUGCUAAGGUUUCUCCAACCACCGCGGAUAACUUUCAUGGGGCUAAGGUAUUGGUAGGAGAGCGAGAUUUGAGGGACUCGAAUUCGAAUUCUUUAAGGAACUCAAAUUCAAAUUCUUUGAGGGAUGAAUGCUCUGAGGCUCUCGAGUUGAGUAAUGGGUUUAGGAGUAACAGUUCGGUGUUAGGAAAUGGGGAGCGAAAGGAGUCGAAAAGGUCAAGGAGCUGGAGUUGGAAAAUAUGGGGACUUAUACACCGGCGUGGUGGUGGAAACAAAGAUGAGGAUGAUGAUAGAUAUAGUAGAAUUAACGGGGUGGAGAGGUCGUUAUCAGAGUCUUGGCAGGAUUUAAGGAACGAACAGAACGCUGAUCUCAGAGGAGGAUUGAAUAGGAAUGUAUUUCGAAGCAAUAGUAGCGUGAGCUGGAGGAAUUCGAGUCAAACUGAGGGAUCAUUUGGGAGUACAAGGCAACCGGUCGUUGACAUGAAUGGGAAUGGGAAGAAGAAAAGGGACGAGUUUGUGUUAGAGAGGAAUCGGAGUGCAAGAUACUCGCCCAACCAUUUCGAUAAUGGGCUUUUACGAUUCUACCUAACGCCUAUGAGGGGCAGUCGGAGAGGUGGACAAGGGAAAAUAAAGCCAAAUAAUUCAUAUUCGAUUGCAAGAAGCGUCAUGCGGCUGUAUUGAGAUCCAAGAUAUGGCCGUUCAACCUUCAAAAUGUAUUGCAACUCUUUUACCCUCUUGGUAGCUGCUUGAAGAUUGAGGUCAGUUGGGGUUUGCUGAAUUUCUGGGAAUUGGAUUUCCUGGUUGAAUGAAGAUGAAAAAUGCAAGUUAAGUCGAACACUGUGGACUCAAUAAAGCUCUCAUCAUUGGCCCAGGCGUACAUUUGCUGAGGUCGAUUUCCACGCUUCACAUUUCUUAUUUUCUUCAAAAUCCCGGUUUCAAUUCUACUGGAUAUAGUGAUUGUUCAUGGCAACGCCGGUGGAUAAACUGUGCUAAUGCUUAAAAAACUCUCAAACUUUGUCGAUAAUCGAAAUACAUCUGAAAUGCUAGUAAAUCAGAGUGUGUAGCAGUCACUUAAGACAGUAACAUUUCUUGAAUUGGUGGGUAUGUAUCUGUUAUAGUAGUUGGUAAAUGAUAAAUGAUAUAUUGGUAGAUUUGUUGAAAUGUAGUUUGUCUUUGUUU
This is a messenger RNA of Olea europaea var. sylvestris, 2772 nucleotides long. RefSeq names its product UPF0503 protein At3g09070, chloroplastic-like. NCBI's taxonomy places the organism in Eukaryota, Viridiplantae, Streptophyta, Magnoliopsida, Lamiales, Oleaceae. Gene Ontology annotation, cellular component: plasma membrane. The transcript has 2 exons. The record is from RefSeq and is a predicted model, not a curated record. Bases 232 to 2274 code for a protein of 680 amino acids.